AUGCUGAUCCGCCAUUUUCCAACCACCCAUGACAGGUUAACAUUCCCAAGACCAGAAACACGUUCUUACAAGACUGGUAAGGCUUCGCUCUACGCCCAGGGUAAGAGACGUUACGACCGUAAGCAAUCCGGUUAUGGUGGUCAAACCAAGCCCGUUUUCCACAAGAAGGCAAAGACUACCAAGAAGAUUGUCCUUCGUCUUGAAUGCACUGCCUGCAAGUACAAGAUGCAACUCCCCAUCAAGCGUUGCAAGCACUUCGAGUUGGGUGGUGACAAGAAGACCAAGGGUGCUGCUCUCGUUUUCUAA
Molecule: messenger RNA, 306 nt
Organism: Lichtheimia ornata
Lineage: Eukaryota; Fungi; Mucoromycota; Mucoromycetes; Mucorales; Lichtheimiaceae
Product: 60S ribosomal protein L44
Exons: 3
Coding region: 1-306 (101 amino acids)
Biological process (GO): translation
Cellular component (GO): ribosome; cytosolic large ribosomal subunit
Molecular function (GO): structural constituent of ribosome
Source: RefSeq, a predicted model, not a curated record